AUGGGCCUCCUGGCUCCGCCUCCUGGCCCCGCCUCCUGGCCCCGCCUCCUGGCCCGCCUUCCCGUUAUAAACUUCGAGGCGACCGAGCCUUUGCAGUCAAGGCCCCACGCAAGAACACCAAAGGCUGAACUGAGAGCUGACAGGACAUCAAUUCCAGCAGGGGGCGCUGUGACCCUGACCUGUGACGUGAACCCUCCAUCACCUGGCUGGACGUACAUCUUGUUCAGAGGAGAUCACCCGGGCACACACGAUGAUGGUAAAAACUUCAAUGGACGAAUCAGUGUCUCCAAGGGAGGAGUCUACAGGUGCAGAGGAGUGAGAAGAGAACCAGUUUACUACACAGAGUACAGUGAUUCAGUCACUAUCAACAUCAUUUUAUCAAACAGAGCUGUUGUGACUCUUCAGCCCCAUUGGACUGAGAUAUACAGCGGAGAGAAGAUCACUUUGAGAUGUGAAAUCGAGGGUGGAGACAACUCUGAGUGGGAGUACGAGUGGAAAACAAGCAGCUCAUUCAAACCUCCAAAGGAAAAGGAAUACAGUAUUAGACCUGCUUAUACAUCACACAGUGGAAACUACAGUUGUAAGGGCAGAAAAAAAAGUGACCAGUCUCCAACAGGUUGGAGCGAUCCCAUCACAUUAACGGUUUUAUCCAGUUCACCCCAGCCUGUCCUCACCGUGUCUCCACUCUGGCUGAGUCCUGGAGACUCUGUGACUCUGAACUGUGAGGUUAAACACCCAUCAGCAGGAUGGAGGUUCUACUGGUAUGAAGCUAUUCCCAAACUAUCUGACAACUCCUACAACUCCUACAACUCCUACACACAGCUGCUAUCUGGAAGCAGAGAUGGAACUGAAAAGUAUUCCUUCAUUGUUCAUGGACAGACACACACAGCAGGAUAUGUGUGCAGAGCUGGAAGAGGAGAAAUGAACACUCCUUAUAGUGAACCAAAGUUUGUCUGGUCUGGAGAUUUGCCUUCAUCAGCAUCUCUCACAGUGAGUCCUGAAAGAGUGCAACACUUCACCUCUGAUUCUGUCUCACUGGAGUGUAAGGGGAACUCUACUCAGUGGAGAGUGAAGUUUCAAUGGGACAGCUUCCUGGUAGAUUGCUCCAAGUGGGAUAAAAUGACUGGAUCAACAUGCACAAUAGAGGAAUACAGAUUGAGAAAUAAUGUGUACUGGUGUGAGUCUGGAUCAGGGGAGUUCAGCAACGCUGUCAACAUCACUAAACAGAGUAUGUUUUUAUUACAUUUCUUCUUAAAGUUUUUAUCUUUCAGCAUCCAAAAUAACAAACUCAUUCAAAAUGAUGCCAGAAAGGAGCUUAAUAUCUCUGCUGUGUCAAAGUCUGAUGAGGGCUUCUACAAGUGUCAGACCUCAGGGAGCGAGUCGUCUCAGAGUUGGAUGUCAGUAACAGAACAGGUAAUACUCUCCAGAGAGUUCAUUGAUUUCUAA
This is a messenger RNA of Labrus bergylta (ballan wrasse), 1446 nucleotides long. The record is from RefSeq and is a predicted model, not a curated record. Lineage: Eukaryota; Metazoa; Chordata; Actinopteri; Labriformes; Labridae.